Messenger RNA from Cooperia oncophora, 288 nucleotides. Lineage: Eukaryota; Metazoa; Nematoda; Chromadorea; Rhabditida; Trichostrongylidae. The record is from the annotation of a GenBank genome assembly.
AUGGUAUGUGUUUUUGGCGUAGAGGAUUUCGUCUGGCUCGCUAAGCAUCCGAAGUUAAUGGCUAACAAAAUGAUGCCUUCCUUUGACUAUGGCGUUGUGGAUUGUAUGCACGAGCUUAUUUUCAAUCGUACCCAUCUUGGACAAGUCAAUCACAUAUGGGAUUUGGAUGGAGUACGAAAACCAACCACAUGUGAGCUUACUUUCCAGCUUCGUCAUAAAACUGACCUACAACUUGAACGAAUUAUUAUCGAGCGCUUCAAAUGCUUCAAGAGGUUUUUCGAGUGGUGA